Colossoma macropomum (tambaqui) is the source of this 1750-nucleotide messenger RNA. RefSeq lists its product as uncharacterized. Gene Ontology annotation, molecular function: calcium-dependent protein kinase inhibitor activity; protein kinase binding. Lineage: Eukaryota; Metazoa; Chordata; Actinopteri; Characiformes; Serrasalmidae. The transcript is spliced from 2 exons. The coding region runs from base 492 to 728 and encodes 78 amino acids. Gene Ontology annotation, biological process: negative regulation of protein kinase activity. The record is from RefSeq and is a predicted model, not a curated record.
GAGAGAGAGAGAGAGAGAGAGAGUGCGCCCGUGUGUGUUUGCAUCGCUUCCCCCUCAUUUGCAUUCGUUUCUCAGCUUCUUUUUUCCACGCCACGCUCCCUCUUUCCAGACUUUCGCAUUUGGAAACCUCUUGGAAACAAACACCAAAAAAAACUUAGCAUAUCUGACGGGGGAGCUGCUGCUUAUACUUCUCCUGAGUGGAAAAAAAGGGGCAAAUUGUGAACAUUUUCGCGCAUUUUUGCCCCCCUCUCCAACCCACUCAGCACCAAGCACCCAGCCCCGGCUCGCGGAGACACACGUGCGCUUGGAGAGAGAGAGAGAAGGAGAGAGAGAGAGAGCACCGCUCGCGCGCUGGGGAGACGCUUUCUUCAGUCGUCAGUUUCUCCAUAUUCUAUUUUUUUCCGUUGUCGUCGUCGUCGUUUCCCUCAGUGAGAGGGGGGCUAACGCGCUAGCCGCUCGGCGUCGUUGUUUUUUUCAGCCACAACUUAAGCAUGUCGGAGGUGCUGCCGUACAACGAGGAGAAAAUGAGUCGUUAUGGCGACGACGGCGACGAGGAUCAGCACCUUUCCUUCACCUGCCGCCUCCAGGACACCAACAACUUCUUCAGCGGCAACCAGAACAAGCGACCGCCCAAGCUCGGCCAGAUUGGGAGAAGCAAAAGAGUUGACGAAGACAAUGAUGCCGAAGCACUGGAGAAGACCACAGACAAGUCGUCCUCGUCGGCGUGAAUGGAUCCAAAGACACUUAAACCUUUUGAUGUGUGUACCCAAAGACAUUGUAAAGAAGCACUCUCUCCCAUCUGGCAACAAAGCACUUCACACUUGCUCUCCAACUCCCUAUGUCCAUUGAACGGGGGAUUGCUGAUGGACAUUGCGGCGGGCGCCCGUGCAGGGGGGAUCUGGACGAAAGGGCCCAGGGGGUCAUGGAGGAAUACUGUGUUUUCCAAACUUCACUCGAGCUAUGUGCAAUGACAGAGGUCAGUCUCGUAAAACGAGGCUGGCCUCUCCUACCGGGAUAUGAUGAAGCAAUUAGAGAGACUGAGCGAAUUAUACCAUUAACAUCAAACCAGUGUCUUCCCCCCAACUGUAAUCUGAUGCACAGUUAGCCGAGUUGCCGCUGAUGAUGUUAAUGGUAAAAUGGCAAAGUCGACGUCUCUUCCACAGUGAAUCUCUAAAGAGAUUCACUAUGUAUUUAAGGGGAAAAAGGCUAUUUAUUAAAUCUUUGGAUACAUUUUUUUUGCAGUGUUGGAGGUCUGAGCAAAUAUUUUAUAGAGAAUGACAGGAAAAACAAGUGAUUUUCCUUCCGAUUUAUGUUUUUUGGAUGUAGCUUGACUAAGGGAUUACCAUGGUCUACCCCCUCCUCUCUCCUUUAUGGUAAUUUCAUACAUGCAUUUGAUGUUUCUGAGCUGACGAGGGUUAGAUCAGGUAUGUCAAGUUCAAAAAACAGAAAAGAAAAAAAAUUACUGUUGCAUUAUUAUUAUUGUACUACAUAUUUAUUGUAGGUGUGCCAAAUAAUCAUGACAGAAAUAUGUAUUUCUGUGCUCUCUACAUGUGCACAGUUUUAUUAAUAUUUGGUGUUCAUGUUUACAGGGCUUUUUUCAUACUAGUGAUGUACUUUAGUCAUGCAUGACGAACCUCGAGACCUCAAGAGAAUCUUCUUGAUUAUUAUAAUGGCUAAUGUUGUGUUUAUUUCACAGAACAUUUCUACGGGAAUAUCUGUAAUAUUAAAGAUUUUGAGAAACGGAAAAAAA